AUGGACAAUGUAAAGGGGACAUGUACAGUUGACUCAUCUGGCUCGGACUCCGAAAUCGAUCCUGUCCGAAACAAGAAUGAAAUGAGCCAACUGAUUGGAGACGAUCGACCAUUUCACAUACUUGCCUUUGGGGUGUUUGGUUUCAUCCUCCAGAUUUUUUUCUCCAUUGGAAUUUCGGCAUCUCAAGACAUCUUGGAAGAAACUUUACUACCCACUCCUGUUCUGUUAAUCUCUGCCUCGCUGCCUUUCUUCGUAAUUACCUCUGUCUUGCCGUGCUUCGUUUUAAAGUUGUCUCACAAAGCUCUUCUGGUGCCAGUAGUAGGGCUGGGUAUCACCGGCGUGUUGUUAUACGCUCUGGUUGAGGCCGUAUUUCUUCGGGUCACUGGAGUCAUCGUGGUGUCCACUGGGGUCGCCAUUGGCGAGGUCACUUUCGUCUCGAUGACUGCGUUAUACAGCGACACGGCGAUGAGUUCGUAUUCAGCGGGAACUGGCGUUGGUUUCAUUGCUGGGCCCUUGUACUACACCGCAAUGACAACUUUAAUUUGCCUGCCUCCGGAAACGACUGUCCUUAUCAUUUCUUGGAUGCCUGCAGUUAUCUUUCCUUUUUACAUCACAAUAGAGAGGAGACGUUUCAAGCCACAGGGAGACACGAUAAGCCAUAAAGAAGUCUCUUAUACCGUACUUACCUCUGAAAAUUUGCCAGUGAAAGAUAACCCAUCUUGCGAAGAGAAAAAAACGUUAAUCUGGCAAAACUCACACCUUAUGUUGGCCUGUUUCGUGGGUUACUUUUCUGAGUUUUUGACUCUCAAUGGCGUUGUUACAACUCUGGCCUUUCCAAACUCUUUUUUCGAUCCGAGGAACCAUUUUGUUUACUACGCAUGUGUGUUUAUGAUCGGAGAAUGCAUCGGUAGAUCUUACCUAAGUAUCCUGUUCAUUCUUAACUCAAAAUGCACGCCUGUUAUUGCAAGAACAUGGAUUUUAUCUGCAGUGCUUUUGGGUUUGUUCAUUUUCUUAACGUUAACGUCGUGGUAUCGCUUUCUCCACAGUGUCUGGAUUGUUUUAUUACUCAUUUUUAAUAUGGGGCUUUUGGCAGGAAGCCUUUACCUCAAUACGUUUCUUGUGGUCACCGGCGGUGAUGACGUCCAAGGCAAGGCGUUUUCGCGCGCUUUUCUCUCGCUUGGACCCAGUACCGGUGUCUUGAUGGCAGGCUUAGUUGGACUCGUACUGGAACCAACUUUAAGAGAACACUGUUUGCAAUCAACAGAAUUAAGAGAAUUUUGUUUUACAAGGUCAAUGGGUGGAUGGAAUAAAUCCACAUCAUGUUUGCGGUAGUUAAAAAAUUUUAAGAGAGAUUGUCAGUAAUUUUCGAGAAUCCGGCGACAGAAGCAAAAAUUCAACUUUUUUUUAUUUGCUCCAAAAGACCCUUUUGGUGAAUCGUUUUUAAAAAUAAUACUCAAAAGUUCCAGGAGUUUUUAUUUUGGAAAAAAAUACGAAAGUUCGAAAUCGGCUAAAACGUACCUAAUUUGCAUAAUUUCUAUUAGGCUUUCAGUCCAUUUUCACAACGCUCGUACAAGACGGCGAAAAAUUAUCUUGGAUUCAUUUUUUUCAUAAGUUAUUUUUCAUCCCUCGGAGUGGCUUUGCAACUAUAUUUCAUUUCUAACUGAACUUUCUUUCGUUUGUAACCACCCGCGUGAAAUACACUAUAUUUUCUAUUCCGUUUGUACGCUUAAUUUUGCUAUAUUUCAGACGACCAUAACAUCGGGGGUAUACCAAUGUACAUAAAAUAAAAGAGCUCUUUUCAACGAGAAAUUAUUCAUGUUUAUCAUGUAAAAACAUUAUUUUUGGCCCGUGAAAAGCGAGCGCGCCAGACCAAAAUAUAUAGCGUGCAUUUUCACGGAGUUAGGCCAUUUUUCUUGCUGUACUCCUACUGUAAAUCGCACGCUAUUGGGACAAAACUCGACGUGUUUGGUCUCUACUUCAGUUUUGAUUCAUUUAAAUAUAUCAAUUUUAACUUAAAAAUUCAUCUAUCUUUAUUUUUAAGUGAACAAACCACCGUUUUAGUUAAAGUUUUUGA
Molecule: messenger RNA, 2074 nt
Organism: Pocillopora damicornis (cauliflower coral)
Lineage: Eukaryota; Metazoa; Cnidaria; Anthozoa; Scleractinia; Pocilloporidae
Biological process (GO): regulation of intracellular pH
Cellular component (GO): membrane; vacuole
Source: RefSeq, a predicted model, not a curated record